AUGAUGACCGUAUCUUUGAUCUGGGGGAUUGUGGUAGCAGUGUGCUGUUGUUUGUGGCUUAUUCUUGGAAUGAGGAGAAGACAGAUGGGUGAACCACCUCUGGAGAAUGGGUUGAUUCCGUACCUGGGAUGUGCUCUGCAAUUUGGGGCGAAUCCUCUUGAGUUCCUGAGAGCAAUUCAAAAGAAACAUGGUCCGGUUUUCACCUGCAGAUUGAUGGGAAACUAUGUCCACUUUCUCACGAAUCCCUUGUCAUACCAGAAAGUGUUGUGCCAUGGAAAAUACUUGGAUUGGAAAAAGUUCCACUUCACUACUUCUGCAAAGGUAUUUGGGCACAGAAGCAUUGACCCAAGUGACGGAAAUACCACUGAAAACAUAAACAAAACUUUCAUCAAAACCCUGCAGGGCGAUGCCUUGAAUUCCCUCACAGAAGCCAUGAUGGAGAACCUCCAACUUGUCAUGAGACGUCCACUGGUAGCUAAAUCAAACACGCCUGCCUGGGUGACAGAAGGGAUGUAUUCCUUCUGCUACCGAGUGAUGUUUGAAGCUGGGUAUUUAACCCUCUUUGGCAAAGAUCUUACAGGGCAAGAUGCACAAAAAGCACUUAUUCUAAAUAACCUUGACCACUUCAAGCAGUUUGACAAAAUCUUUCCGGCUCUGGUAGCAGGCCUCCCCAUUCAUGUGUUCAAGACCGCUCACCAUGCUCGGGAAAAACUGGCAGAGGGCUUGCGACACGAGAACCUCGGAAAGAGAGACCACAUCUCAGAACUGGUCAGGUUUCUGAAUGAUAUGCUUUACACCUUAGAUGACAUGGAGAAGGCCAAGACACACCUCGCUGUCCUCUGGGCAUCACAAGCAAACACCAUUCCGGCGACUUUCUGGAGCUUAUUUCAAAUGAUUAGGAGCCCUGAAGCACUGAAAGCAGCCACUGAAGAAGUGAAAAGGACCCUAGAGAAUGCUGGCCAAAAAAUCAGCUUUGAAGGCAGUCCUAUUUGUCUGAAUCAAAGGCAACUGAAUGAGACACCAGUGCUAGAUAGUAUCAUCAAGGAGUCUCUGAGGCUUUCCAGUGCCUCCCUGAACAUCCGGACGGCUAAAGAGGAUUUCACUUUGCACCUCCAGGACGGUUCCUAUAACAUCCGCAAAGAUGACAUCAUAGCUCUUUAUCCGCAGUUGAUGCAUUUAGAUCCAGAAAUCUACCCAGACCCUUUGACUUUUAAAUAUGAUCGAUAUCUUGAUGAAAAUGGGAAGACGAAGACCACCUUCUACAGCAACGGAAUCAAGUUGAAGUAUUACUACAUGCCCUUUGGGUCAGGAGCGACCAUAUGUCCGGGAAGACUAUUUGCUGUGCAGGAAAUCAAACAGUUUUUGAUUCUGAUGCUUUCCUAUUUUGAACUAGAGCUUGUGGACAGUCAUGUUAAAUGUCCCCCUCUGGACCAGUCCCGCGCAGGCUUGGGCGUUUUGCCGCCACUAAAUGAUAUCGAGUUUAAGUAUAAAUUCAAACAUUUGUGA
This is a messenger RNA of Lynx canadensis (Canada lynx), 1506 nucleotides long. RefSeq names its product cytochrome P450 7A1 (gene CYP7A1). The record is from RefSeq and is a predicted model, not a curated record. Lineage: Eukaryota; Metazoa; Chordata; Mammalia; Carnivora; Felidae. Gene Ontology annotation, biological process: cellular response to glucose stimulus; bile acid biosynthetic process; cholesterol homeostasis. Bases 1 to 1506 code for a protein of 501 amino acids. Gene Ontology annotation, molecular function: heme binding; iron ion binding; cholesterol 7-alpha-monooxygenase activity. The transcript has 6 exons.